Molecule: messenger RNA, 2243 nt
Organism: Asparagus officinalis (garden asparagus)
Lineage: Eukaryota; Viridiplantae; Streptophyta; Magnoliopsida; Asparagales; Asparagaceae
Exons: 12
Coding region: 446-2095 (549 amino acids)
Source: RefSeq, a predicted model, not a curated record
AACGGAAACCCAACGAGAGCCAAAAACUCGUGGGGUUCCCUUCACCGUCGCAAUCGCAACUGGAGUUGGAUUGGAGAAAAAAAAACCCCUUUUCUCAAAAUUCGAUCUCAGAUCUCUCGCUUCUCGAUGAAACUGUUGAUCUCUUGAUUUCAUUCUUCUCGCCUUUUGGAGUAAGAGAGCGUUUCAAGAUCUUUUGGCGCUUGAAAUUUUGGCGCUAGGGUUUUAUCGAUGGUUUUGGAUGCAAUUGGAGCACUUUUUUAGUGGGAGAGCGUUUCAAGAGCUUUGGUGUUGGACUUAUUGAGCUAGGAUUUUCUCGAUAGUCUCCGAUGCGAUUCAAUUGAUUUUUUAGGUGUAACCCACAAAGGUUGUUGCUUCGCGAAACUUAAGCAUCGCUUCAUAAUUUGUUAGAAAUGUUAGGAAGAAGACUGUUUUUUCUACUAUUAUUAUGACCAGCGGGAGAGUGGAUGUGGUCAAUAGCAACGGCUGCUCAAGGCUCUUUCAUGGAUUUUCUGCAUCAGUUUCUUCUCUGAACGGUUUUAGACUCACCCAUAUUAUGCCGCCAGCUUCUUCAGCCAUCUCUGAGCCUUUGAUACCUGGACCUUUUGCUGGUUUAGUCAUAUGUGUUACAGGACUCUCAAAAGAAGCAAGAAUGCAGGUUAUGGCUGCAACAAAGAGAUUAGGUGGUAAUUACAGCUCCAGUCUACAUCCUCAAUGCACUCAUCUGGUGGUUCAAAGUUUUUAUGGGCGUAAAUUUGAGCAUGCUUUAAAGCAUGGAUCAAGGAAUGGUCUCUUUAUUGUUACUCUAGGCUGGUUUGUAGAUAGUGUGAGAAGAAAUGUGAGGUUGAGUGAGUUGCUAUAUAGUGUUAAACAUGCUCGAGAGAAUGUCAUUCCACUAGGGGAGUUGAAUCAGCUUGCUGGACUGCCUGGAGCUGAAAAGUCCUGCCUUCCAACUGGGGUCUUUGAAGAUGAGAAAUCUAUGAGCAGAAUUUGGCAAAAUCAUCAACAAUGUUCUAGAAAAGAGCUUAGGAGCAGUGGAGCUGUUCUGUCUGGUGAUUGCAUAUAUGUUGAUUCUGAUACAUCAACCGAGUUGAAGAAGAAGGUUGUUGAUGCAGCUACCAGAGAAGGUGCAAUGAUCUUGGAACAAUGGUUUAUUGGUUGUCCUGCAAGCCAUGUUGUCUGUGAAGGUCCUUCUAUUUGGAGAUACAUCGGUCAUACUAAUCACCUUGUAACGCCAUUGUGGAUCCUGAAAACAGUAAAGGAGAAAUCCUUGCAACGGCUUGUGCACUUAUCUUCUGAUCUAGCAAGACAGGUCGGAAUGGUUCUUGAAAAUGGUCAGAUUACACUAAAUCAACAGGAUGCAUAUGGAGAAAACACCGACCAAGUUAGUAUGAGUUCUAGAAAGUCCCUUUUGUACACAAAAGGCAAAGAAACCCUUGAGGAGAGACAAAAGCUUGUUGAUAUGGCAAAGUCGUGUAUCAGGACCCGUCGGUCUCAUCGCAUGCAAUCAUGUCAAAUGCCAAUUCAUCCAAUCACGCCCAACAGCCUUAUGGAUUCAAUCUGUUGGUCCGUAUCUGAACCAACUUCAACUGCACGUAUUUAUACUGAAUCCUCCAGUACAGACGACGCCACUGAGCAAUAUACCUCUAUGUUCUUCGAUGCUCGAGCUGAUGGGAGAGAUUCUGAAGUAUUAUUGGACAAUUUCUCACGUCCACUUAGUGAGAGUGAGAAGGGGGAAGUUAUUUUUAAAAACCACUUCCUUACUAUACUUUUUCCAGUUGACCGGUUUGGUGAACUUGGACCUUCUUCAAGAACAUUCUUUAGCAAUGGUGGGUUUUCAUGCUUACAAGUCUUGGAUUACAUCUACAACUUUUAUCAGCAAAACAUGGCCGCUGAAGAAAUAGAUAUGGCGAUUCACACUGACUCAAGACAUGCUGAUCGACUUCGGUCACUCUAUGCUAGCAAAGAAUCGGUCGAUCUAGGCUUUGUGUCAUUCAAGAGAAUUGAAUUUCUUGGAAGCAGAAGAAGUUUUGAAGCUUUGAAGCGGGUUAGCGGGGAAAAUAAUAGUAACUUGUACCAAUUACUGAUUAGAGCUUGAUUUGUCUGUUUCCUUGGUCUCUCUGUAUUACGUUGUACCUUCGAUGUAAACUUCUGUAUAAAUAAGGUCAGGAUAUAGUGUGCAUAACAAUAGCAAAUUAUACCAAUUACUUGUUAGAGCUUGAUUUAUUUGUUCCGUAGGGAGAUGA